CCUGGGCGGGGCGUUCACACAUAGUGCAUACGUCAGGGGUUACCGCCCGGCCACAGAGCUCUCAGGUCUCACUGCAGUAAUGGCUUAUCCAGGGCAUCCCGGGGCAGGAUACUACCAGGCAGGGUAUGGCGGUGCUCCAGGUGGCGCUCCUUUUCCUGGCCAACACCAAGAUCCCAUGUAUGGAUACUUUGCUGCAGUUGCAGGACAGGACGGUCAGAUUGACGCUGAAGAGCUUCAGAGGUGUCUAACCCAAUCGGGCUUCUCUGGAGGAUAUAAACCAUUCAACCUGGAAACAUGCAGGCUCAUGAUCUCUAUGCUGGAUCGAGAUAUGUCUGGAAAGAUGGGCUUUAAUGAAUUUAAAGAGCUUGGGGCUGUACUCAAUGGCUGGAAACAACACUUUAUUAGCUUUGAUGCUGACAGGAGUGGUUCCAUCGAUGGAAUGGAGUUGCAUAGGGCCAUGGCCACCAUGGGCUUUAAUUUGAGUCCCCAGGCCUUGAAUAACAUCGCAAAGAGAUACAGCACCGGUGGGAGAAUCACAUUUGAUGAUUACAUUGCAUGUUGUGUCAAAAUGAGAUCGCUGACAGAUGCGUUCCGAAGAAGGGAUCAUGCCCACCAGGGCAUAGUUAACUUCCAGUAUGAUGAUUUCAUUCAAUGUGUCAUGAGUAUCUAAACUCUGCUGGAAAAAUGUGAAGAGCAGAUGACAUUUGCCUAUUUACCCUUUUGUACCAUUCCUGAAAUGCAAAUGUCUAUUUGUAACCACUCAUGUUAAAUGUUUGUAUUUUUUUAUUUUAUUAAAAUGUGAUGCGUACUAAA
Spea bombifrons (plains spadefoot toad) is the source of this 813-nucleotide messenger RNA. It is a transcript of the gene SRI, whose product is annotated as sorcin. The coding region runs from base 80 to 670 and encodes 196 amino acids. The transcript is spliced from 8 exons. The record is from RefSeq and is a predicted model, not a curated record. Lineage: Eukaryota; Metazoa; Chordata; Amphibia; Anura; Pelobatidae. Gene Ontology annotation, molecular function: calcium ion binding.